AUGGACUGGGUUCGACAACGAUGGAGGUUAUCCGAAGGAGACCUGGAUAACUUUGAAUACGCCAACCGAAAAUGCAAGGUUAUACGAUUAGGUUAUGAUGACCAGCACUGGGAUCUAUCGUCAGAUUCUGAAUGGCAGGAUUGGUUCGGAAAGGAGAAACUUAUAUCUGAGAGUUCUCGCAACUUUACUACGUCCGUGAUCCGAAAAGAAAGCGAUUGCGAAAUAAGCUAUUUGCCCUUCUCUAGACCGGUCUUCGAACAUGUCCUAAGCCGAUUCUAUAUUCACGACUCGAUAGCCAGAACAAUUUUUCGCAAUUAUGCGGCGACAUUCUCACGGACGUAUCUUCCUAUUGCGAAUUCGUCGGAGACCGCGAUAGUAUACAACUGUCGCUCAUCGGCUCACUGGGAAGAUGACCUAGCGCUAUCCAUGACAUACUUUCCCAAUACAGGCCGCACCUAUGCGGUCUUCUAUGGUUGCAAUGCUCAUUCUACAGGAAAAACGAUCAUGGAAAGGAUUUCUAAUCGAUUUAUUAAAAGCUCAGAAGACACAUUUUGCCAUCCAAUGCUUUCAGUUGGCAUAUUUGCUGAGAUCGAGAGAUUUCGAAUGCGCGAGCUUGUUUUAUCCAGGAAGACAGCCCUGCAAGAUACUAUCGAUGGACUCCAAGCUCAUGGUUAUAGAACACUUACGAAUGCAAAGUCUUAUGUUGACCCUUGGCUGAACAUAUACGCAAUCAGGAAUGGCCUUCAAAGCUGGAUCGGAGUUCUAGCUAGUAUGAUUACCCACGUAGACGAAUUGGGUCGAGCGUAUGAUCAGAUCAACGACGAAAGCAACUUCUACAACACAGGCCGACGAAUCAAAGAUCGUCUGACUGAGAUUCAUUCCGAGUACUUGGAUUUAAUAAGGGAUUGUAACAUGAUUAUCGAUGGAAUGACUCUGGCUACAAAUAUGGCGCUUGCAAGAGACAACAUGAGCGAAAGCAAGCAAAUGAAAUCAAUUGCUGUAGUAACCAUGGUCUUUCUCCCUGCUACCUUCGUCGCAACAUUGUUCUCCAUGACGUUUUUUGAUCUCGAUUCAAGUCAUAUCUGGCCAUACCCCUGUGUCGCAAUCCCCCUGACGAUUGUGGUUGUUGGUAUAUACAUUUUCGUAGUACUUCGGCCGCAGUGGAAGCAAGCGACAAAGGUUUCGGGUUUCGGUACUGAAUAUAACGAAAAGGGGCAAAAGGGUAGAUAA
Messenger RNA from Daldinia vernicosa, 1230 nucleotides. RefSeq lists its product as uncharacterized. Gene Ontology annotation, biological process: transmembrane transport; metal ion transport. The transcript is spliced from 7 exons. Lineage: Eukaryota; Fungi; Ascomycota; Sordariomycetes; Xylariales; Hypoxylaceae. The record is from RefSeq and is a predicted model, not a curated record. Gene Ontology annotation, molecular function: cobalt ion transmembrane transporter activity; magnesium ion transmembrane transporter activity; cobalt ion binding. The coding region runs from base 1 to 1230 and encodes 409 amino acids. Gene Ontology annotation, cellular component: membrane.